AUGUCGCCGCCAGAAGUGCGUCCUUCGGGGACUAAGGAAGCGCUGAGCCUCGAGUCACCAACGGAGACGGUCGCCCCAGAUGGCGACCCGAGAUCCAAAAGGACGAUCCUCCAGAUGGUGUACGACUGCCUCACAUAUGUGCCACCGAGGUGUCGUUAUGACCCUGAGAGGCCGUUUCAGUUCUCAAUGGCGUUGAAUGUGCUCUUUGCAUUCGCUGGUUGCUUCACCGUGGCAAACCUCUACUACACCCAUCCGAUCCUCAAUCUCCUCGCAGACGACUUCCACGUCACCGACGAGCAAUCUUCCUAUAUUCCGACUCUAGCCCAGGCCGGGUAUGCUGGCGGAUUGUUGUUCUUGUGUCCAUUGGGGGAUCUACUCAAGAGGAGGCCCUUUGUGCUUUGGCUGGUUUGGUUCACUGCUACAUUAUGGAUUGGCCUCUGUGUGACCAAGUCCUUUGCUGCUUUUGGUGUCAUCACCUUCAUCACAAGUGUGACGACUGUAACGCCUCAAUUGAUGCUGCCACUCGUCGGUGAUAUGGCUCCACCUCAUCGGCGGUCAACAUCCCUCUCAAUUGUCGUUUCGGGCAUGCUAUUGGGUAUGCUGAUCGCCCGGCUGUUGUCUGGUGUUGUCGCUAAAUUUAUCGGGUGGCGCUACAUCUACUGGAUAUCAUUUGGAUUGCAAUACUUCAUCCUGGGAUUGUUGUACCUGUUCAUGCCGGAUUAUCCUCCGACAAAUCCUGGCGAGAAUACCUGGAAGAAGUACCCGGCGCUAUUGUGGGAUAUUGUGAGACUCGUGGUCAAGUAUCCUGUACUGGUCCAAGCAUGUCUAGUUGGAAUGUUCACGGCGACGACCUUCACCAGUUUCUGGACAACCCUUACCUUCCUCCUUGCCGGUCCACCAUACCACUACAGUUCCUUAGUCAUCGGUCUCUUCGCUUUGAUCGGAAUUGGCAGCAUGACCUGGGGUCCCAUCUUCGCCAGAACAGUCAUGGAGAAACAUCAACCCCUCUUCUCAAUCAUCAUUGGCGAAAUGAUCUGCUUGAUGGGCGUGGUGGUUGGUACAUAUACCGGCAAAUUUACAGUAGCUGGUCCCGUCAUUCAGGCAAUUGGGAUCGAUAUCGGACUGCAAACCAGCCAGAUCGCUAACCGGACUGCGAUUUAUGGGGUCGCGCCUAAGGCGAGAAACCGGGUCAAUACGGCUUACAUGGUCAGCGUUUUCGUGGGACAACUGAUCGGCACUGCUGUUGGGAAUUCGCUUUAUGCGGAUGGCGGUUGGAUCUCCUCUGGGUCGGCAAGCGUCGGCUUUAUUUCCGCGGCGUUGCUUGUUUGCUUCCUGCGCGGUCCACAUGAGCAUGGAUGGAUAGGCUGGCGAGGAGGAUAUAACAUGCGUAAAGAAAUACCAAAGAACCCUGAAAAAAGCGCAAAUGACACGGAGGCUAUCCAGGUCCAGGAACCACCGAAACCAUCAAGCGAGGAGAAUGCAAAAGAAGCUGGUCAAGCAGAGAAGGAAGUUGAGGUGCACGCUCACAAUGAGAACCACGGAAACGACCACAGUUCUCGAUCUUCGCAACGUACCCUCAGUGAAGAGAUCCUGCCGUAUAGGGAGAAGGAGUAA
Molecule: messenger RNA, 1614 nt
Organism: Cladophialophora psammophila CBS 110553
Lineage: Eukaryota; Fungi; Ascomycota; Eurotiomycetes; Chaetothyriales; Herpotrichiellaceae
Exons: 3
Coding region: 1-1614 (537 amino acids)
Biological process (GO): transmembrane transport
Molecular function (GO): transmembrane transporter activity
Source: RefSeq, a predicted model, not a curated record